Molecule: messenger RNA, 1475 nt
Organism: Medicago truncatula (barrel medic)
Lineage: Eukaryota; Viridiplantae; Streptophyta; Magnoliopsida; Fabales; Fabaceae
Product: trihelix transcription factor ASIL2
Exons: 2
Coding region: 153-1100 (315 amino acids)
Cellular component (GO): nucleus
Molecular function (GO): transcription cis-regulatory region binding
Source: RefSeq, a predicted model, not a curated record
AAAUAAAAAUAAACAUAACAAAGAAUUGCAAUGUGUUUUCCCCCCGCACGGUAAAACGACUCUCGUCGUAAACUUUGCUCCAUCAGUUAGCCACCUUCCGCCGACCAAAACUCAACCGGCCACCGAUUUUCCAAACUCAACAACCGCUUUUCAUGGACAUCAUCGCCGGAGCUCCGUCACCAAUCCACUCCGUUCCGCCGCGUCUUCCGUUGUCAUCGCCGUACUCCGGCCGCGAAGACUGCUGGACCGAAGACGCAACUUCCACCCUCAUCGACGCCUGGGGUGAACGCUACCUCGACCUCAACCGCGGUAACCUCCGUCAGAAAACUUGGCAAGAGGUCGCCGACGCCGUCAACGACUUCCACGCCGCCGGUAACAGGAAAGCUCGACGUACCGACGUUCAGUGCAAAAACCGAAUCGACACGUUGAAGAAGAAGUACAAGAUCGAGAAAGCUAGGGUUUCCGAAUCCGACGGCGGUUACCAGAGUCCCUGGCCGUUUUUCACUCGUCUCGACGUUCUCAUCGGCGAUACUUUUCCGGUCAAAAAACUCUCCUCGCCGGUGAAUGUACGGUCUACUCCAACCGUCGUGAAACGUCCACCUCCUCAAUCUCCACCUUCUCCACCGUCACCGCCGGCGUGGAUAAUCUCUCAUCCGGUCGGUCCCCGAUCCGGAACACAAAAACGUCCGGCAAUGGUGAAAAGAGACGAGGUAUCAUUCCGGCGGAAUUUCUCGGCGUUUGCUGCGGCUGCUGCUGCGGCGGCGGAGGCGGAAAGUGUGGAGUCGGAGGAAUGGAGGUCGAGUACUGGAAAGAAAGGAAGAGAAAACGAUGGGACCCAUAAGGAGUUUGGUUUCAGAGAGCUUGCUCAGGCUAUAGAGAGAUUCAGUGAAGUAUAUGAAAGAGUUGAAGCUUCAAAACAGAGACAAAUGGUGGAAUUAGAGAAGCAGAGGAUGCAGUUUGUGAAGGAUUUGGAGUAUCAGAGAAUGCAGUUAUACAUGGAAACGCAGGUUCAGCUUCAGAAAAUCAAACGCACUAAACGUGCUUCUGGUUCCGGCAAAAACUGGUUGGUCCUUAAACAACUCUUGUUGUAUCCUCCAUAAACACUAGCAUGGUGUAGGUGUACUAAUUUGUGCAACAGCCAAUUGCAACAUAGAAUGUCAUCAACACCAAGCAUCCCAGCAUAAGUACUUGCCACAUAUUUACUAUUCCAAGAUGCUAAUUGCUAACUGCUAAGUAGCAUGAUAUUAUAGUCUCAUUUUGGUAUUAAUUUUGUUGAAUCUAACUUAAUACCAAAUGUGAUUAUAGUGUCAUUAUUCAUAUAUGCAGGCAGUGUAGAGUAAUAAUAUUACUAAAAUAAUUGAGUUUGUUAUGUAACUAUUGAAGCUUAGACUUGUCUUUUGUAUCAUGUCUCAUUUUUGUCUAUGUGGAUCUCCCCCUUGCCUUUAAAAAUAUCAAUACUCAUAUUUUAUUCUGAA